Messenger RNA from Suillus paluster, 273 nucleotides. RefSeq lists its product as uncharacterized. Gene Ontology annotation, biological process: DNA repair; DNA recombination; DNA replication. NCBI's taxonomy places the organism in Eukaryota, Fungi, Basidiomycota, Agaricomycetes, Boletales, Suillaceae. The coding region runs from base 1 to 273 and encodes 90 amino acids. Gene Ontology annotation, cellular component: nucleus. Gene Ontology annotation, molecular function: DNA binding. The record is from RefSeq and is a predicted model, not a curated record. The transcript is spliced from 3 exons.
AUGAACGACCAUCUAUCAAUACGCGUCAACGCCGCCCGUCUUUCUGGCAUAAAGGGCAGGACAGUCCGUCUCCCCUGCAAAGUCCUCCGACUUUCAGAUGACAUCGCCAUCGUCGAAGCUAGUGAUGGUGGCCAGGUAGAGAUCCAAAGGAAGAAUGUGGAUGUGACUGCUACCUACGUCGAAGUUAUUGGGACUGUGGUGAAUGAAUCCACGAUAAAAGCCAUGGCGACACUCCCGUUAGAUUCAGAAGGCGAGCUAGGUAUGGAUCUUUAA